CACACCAACAAUAACACUCCAAUUCGGACCCACCCGAAUCAAAUGAAACCCUACCGGAGAACUUAAGUAUUAAUUUACUCACGCUUUCUCCGUGAAGUCAUCAUAAAAUUUUCUAUUUUUAGAAUCCCCAAAAGAUAUCUCUCUCUACUUGUCUCAUUUCAACGCCGUUUCAAAAUCCUUUGAAACUGCGUUGCUCAAUUUCAUGACUUGAUCAAAAGAGAGUGUUAGCAAUGUCUGUGAAUGAUAGAGAGGACUCAUCUAAUGGGCAGCUUCUGAGAGACAUUAAGGAGGUAAGUAAAGCUCUUUACUUGAACAAGGGACCUGAAAGAUCGGUUCUUUCUCCUGUUCGAUCUAAAUCUGUUUCCAGAACUACGGAGAUUGGGUUAGUGUCGUCUAAUAAGAAGAAGAAAUCGAUGGUACCUUGGGAUUGGAAGAGACCAUUGAAAGCUAUAGCUCAUUUUGGGCAGCGUAGGUUUGAUGUUUGCUUUCUUCUACAUGUUCAUUCCGUUGAAGGGCUGCCUUUGAAUAUGGAUGGUACUAAGUUAGUUGUGCAGUGGAAAAGGAAGGAUGAGGUUAUUAUGUCUACUCAAUCUUCCAAGGUUUUGCAAGGAACUUCUGAGUUUGAAGAGACUUUAAUGCAUAGAUGUUCAGUGUACGGUAGCAAACAUGGGCCGCAUCGUUCUGCAAAGUAUCAAGUGAAGCUUUUCUUGGUUUAUGUCUCUCCUGUUGAUGCUCCAUGGAUUGUUCUAGGGAAGCAUUGGGUUGAUCUCACCAGGAUAUUACCGUUGUCUUUGGAGGAACUGGAAGGUACAAGAAAGUCGAGAAAGUGGAAUACGAGCUUUAAGCUAUCAGGCUUGGCAGAGUCUGCAGUGUUGAAUCUUAGUUUUGAUUACUCGGUUGUUACUAGUUCAGUCUGUGAUUCAACUAGUGGAAAUGCGAUGCUGAAGCGGGUUGGUAGUGUUCCAAGUAUGGAUCAUAGAUCUUCGCCGCAUGAUGAUGGAAAGGUCUUCAAUCAAGUCUCACCAAGUCUGAGUCUGGAUCUUUCCGAGUCAAUAGAUUUACUCUAUGAAAAAUUUGGCGAACAAAACCCACAAAGAUCAACAAUCCAGUAUGAACAUAGGGGGGAAACUGAGGCAGACAUAGAUUUGGAGACUGAUACGCAAGUAAAGGACACUGAUUUUACUCUUACUGACCAAGGAGUAGAGAUGUUUCAGCAAGAAACAAGCAGGCUGGAAGAAACCACUGAUCCAAAUAUGGAGUCCUCAGGAAUUGAAAUUAUUGAUAUCCGUGAGAUACUUAAAGAUGAAGAUGAAUCCUGUUUUGAGGAAUCCCCUUCUAUUGAUCAGUUGUCAGUUGCCGAAUUAAAAAGUGGUCCACGUAAUGUAUUGUCGAAACAUUCUUUCGAUGAAGCACCCAAGUCAGCUUCCAGUAGCCAGGUAACUUGUGAGUCAUUCAAGAUUAAAUCUUCAACGGGCAUGGAAGAUUCUACUGAGAAUAAUCUUUUUUUGGAAGUUAAAUCUAGUUAUAAGGCUGCAAAAAUAUCAACGAAGUCCCUUAGCUUGGAUGACAUUACUGAGUCUGUAGCUAAUGAUUUUCUAAAAAUGCUUGAACUUGAGGAAUGUUCUUAUGUUUAUACCACAGAUAGUGAACCUACAUCUCCUCGUGGAUCUCUGCUUCGACAGUUUGAGAAGGAAGCUUUGGCUUCUGGAAACUUUCUCUUAAAUUUAGAUGGAGAAGCAGAAUAUGAGUCUGAUAUUGAUGAGGAAUCAAAUGAUUUCUCGUUCCCCGCAGCUUUUGUUGUUGGGGAAAACAAGCGUGAGGGAAAAUCGCAGCUGUUAAUAGACAGAAGUAAGGCCAAGGUACUUGAAGACUUGAAAACCGAAACUUUAUUGCGAGACUGGGAUUUAGAUGAUGACAAGUCUGAGAACUCUUUAGGUGUUUGCUCUGAUGGAUUCGGGAGUCCAAUAGAGCUUCCGGAUGACGAGGGAUUAGGUUUUCUGCCACUUGGAGAUAACAUUGGUCCUUCUGCUUGGAAAAAAGGGGGAGGUAGUAUCCGGUCCAUGAAUCCUUUACUGUUCAGAAAGUGUAAGGAUAAUGAAUCACAUCUGAUCAUGCAAGUUUCAGUCCCUCUGGUGUUAGUAUCAGACUUAGGUUCAGAUAUCCUUGAAAUACUCCAAAGUCUAGCGGCUUCUGGAAUUGAAGGACUUUGCUCUGAAGUUAAUGCAUUAAUGCCUUUGGAAGAUAUUAUGGGGAAGACGAUACAUGAAAUUGUCGAUGAUGCAAGAAUUGAGAGAAUCGGACAUGAGUGCUCUGACAAGAGUAAAGGUGCCGUGGUUAAGAAAUUAUCAGGGCAGCUGGAUUUGAUUCCUUCAAACGAAGAAUCUGGAGGCGUUGGAUCCAAUAUUUGUCCAAGUUAUGUACCACUUGAAGAUAUCACUUCCUUAGCUAUUGAUGGGAUAUACCUUCUCGCGGUAGAAGGAUUAAAGAUUCAAUGCAGCAUGUCAGACCAAGAUCCACCGUCAGGCAUUGCACCAAAACCCAUGGAUCAGUCUGAUGCUCUAGAGUUGAUGAGUUUUUCCUCAACGUUGGAUGAGUGGUUAAGGCUUGACCAUGGAAUGCUUGACACCAAUGAAAAAACCAGUGAGCAAAUGAGAAAUAAAAUAUUAGUGCACCAUGCCAAUCAAGAUCAAGCUUUUCGUGAAAAGGGUCACACCUUAAGGAACAAGUUGACACUUGCUCUUCAAGUGUUACUUAGAGAUCCAUUUCGAAAUAAUGAACCUGUUGGUGCAUCUAUGCUUGCUCUGAUUCAAGUUGAAAGGUCACUGGAUUCCUCAAAUCCAUCUGUGUGUAGUUUGGCUCAAGAAGUAGGAAAUAUGGAAUCUGUUGGAUAUGAUUUGCAGUUGUGGAGAAUCACUAACAUUGGUCUUGCGGGUUUGAAAACUGAGCCUGGUGUAGACCAUCCGUGGUGUACGAAAACACAGCAACAGGCUGGAUUCCGCUGGUUAAUUGCCAGUGGUACUGAUAAAAUCAUCAAGUGUCAAGCUUUAGAGUCAAAGGCGAUCAUCGUAUCAAACCCACAAGCAACAAGUAAGGGCUUGGACACAUUGUGGAGUAUAACGUAUGAUGGGUACCAUCAAGAAGGUGAUUUGAGUAGCUCUGAUGGCUCUGUUCCUUUUACAAGAAACUCGGACGUGAUAAUUUCAAAUGAAAUAACAGAAAGAUUGUGAUAGUUACAUUUCCACACUUUCUGCUUAAGAGCUAGUCAUUUUGAUGUGAAAGCCGUCUUGUUCAUGAUGGAUAAUGAUUUGCCACUGCUCUUUUUCUAGUUAAAAAAAGUAGAUUCAGAUAUCAUCAGUUUAUCAACGUGUAUGAGAAUUCUUUUUGGUAAAUAUAUACUCACAUCAGCGAA
Molecule: messenger RNA, 3409 nt
Organism: Capsella rubella
Lineage: Eukaryota; Viridiplantae; Streptophyta; Magnoliopsida; Brassicales; Brassicaceae
Product: protein PLASTID MOVEMENT IMPAIRED 1-RELATED 2
Exons: 3
Coding region: 231-3227 (998 amino acids)
Source: RefSeq, a predicted model, not a curated record